Messenger RNA from Rattus norvegicus (Norway rat), 1215 nucleotides. RefSeq names its product DIRAS family GTPase 3 (gene Diras3). The coding region runs from base 26 to 628 and encodes 200 amino acids. NCBI's taxonomy places the organism in Eukaryota, Metazoa, Chordata, Mammalia, Rodentia, Muridae. Gene Ontology annotation, cellular component: membrane; endomembrane system. Gene Ontology annotation, biological process: signal transduction. Gene Ontology annotation, molecular function: GTP binding; GTPase activity. The transcript has a single exon. The record is from RefSeq and is marked validated.
AUUCCCCACGUCCGUUGUCCGGGCCAUGGAGGGUUUGGUGCUGCGCCCCGCCAAGGACUACCGUGUGGUGCUGCUGGGCAGCGUGGCGGUGGGCAAGACGGCGCUGGCCACGCAGUUCGCGUGCGGCCGCUUCCCCGAGCGCUGUGAGCCGUCGGUGGAGGAGCUGUUCAGCAAGGUGAUCGAAGUAAACCGGGCUCCCGCGCUGCUGGAGAUCGUGGACACGGUGGGCGCCGAGCAUCUGGUCACCCUCAAGGACCUGUACAUCAGGAACAGCGACGGCUUCGUGGUGCUCUACAGCGUCUGCAACGAGGCCUCGUUCCAGGCUGUGCGGCCGCUGCGGGAGCGCAUGGGCCGGCUGCGGGGCUCGCGCGCCGUCCCGCUGGUGUUGGUGGGCACCAAGGUCGACCUGGACGCCGAGCGCCAAGUACUGACGGCUCAGGGCCGCGCGCUGGCCCGCGAGUGGCGCUGCCCUUUCCUGGAGAUCACGGCCAAGAGCAAAAUGAUGGUGGACCGCGUGUUCACGCAGGUGGUGCGCGAGAUGGAGGCCCUGGCCCCGCCAGGGCAGGAGGCUCCACGCAUCCCCGCCAACGCCCCGGAGACGUGGCCGGCCGAGAGGUUCAUUGGCUAGAGCGCCCGCCGCGGUCCGCGGGCUCAGUGCCUUUCCCCACAAAGUUAUCCAACGGUAAACAAGUGGCUGCUUUUCUGUGUAUUCAGCAAAGGGUGCUGGUGCCUCAAACUGCCUGCGUGUCUUUCUUCAACGUCAGGCAGAAACUUUGCAGCAUCCCCUACGUUGACCUCCGGCUGUGCUACGAGAAGAAACCAAAAUUUACAUUUUACUGUAGAGAGAAUUUACAGCCCUGUUCAAUCUGUUUCUGGACCCUCACCUGCCCGUCUAAGUUUUGUAAAUAGCAACUCGUGAGCUCUUUUGAUUGGUCGUGAAGUGUGCGCUGAAGAGAUGCUUUCUUCUGCUUGAGGAGGGUUUUCCUCUCCUUCUCAGACUUGAAUCCAGCAGUAAGAUUUUCCUCAACAUGAAUUCCUAAAUAUAGUUAUGACUUAUGCCAUGUUGGUCUGAAAGGGGAUACUGUACGGGGGCGGGGGGUUGGACGGGGACACACAACUGUGCACACACAGAAAGAUAGCUCGGCCCGACCUUGUAAUUGACAUUUGGUUGUUUUCCACAUCCCUGCAUUGGAAAUAAAAUUUAGAAGUUGGUAA